CUCCAUUGGGGAAUGUCCUGCAAAUCUGCCAGAAGAACACUUUGCUUCUAAUGCAAUCUCAGUCUUCCGAGACGUUAUUUGGCGGGCAAGUGGGAACUGGGUUGCUCAUAACUCGCUCAAGAAGAAGCAAUCAGCUGCAGAAAAGGAUUGAUUAAUAAGCAGGAAAGAAGGUGGGUAUCUCCUUUAUUUGCUGAUAACGUUGUCAGUAAGCCGUUGACUUGAUUGCACACUAUUAGUUUACUUGUUUUAAUGGUGGUGGAAUGGAAUAGCGUCAGGAUGGAAGCUAGUGCUCUCAAAGUUGAAGAAGCUCGGAGUUCGACAAAUCACGGAUUAUAAAAUUCAGGGGGUGAUUUCAGAACUCGGAUCUCGAAAAUCUUUCAGCAUCUAUCUCCUUGCAACCAGUCUUCCAGUUUUUCAGGUGCUCUUUCCGGCCGAAAGUUCUCUGCUUUUCCCAGUGACAAAAUGCCAAAACCCAAUUGUUGCCUCAAGCUAUUGGGGCGAUGGAAUGGGUUUCACAAGUCAAUCUUUAUGCUGAUCAUCUUGGUGAUUCUGUUAUCCAUCGCCACCCUGUCCAAGUUCUACUCCAUCACAUCUCUCUCAAUCUCAGACACCUUAUGCAGCCGGGUCGUGAACAUCGAGUCCUCGAGCAGGUUUUCUGCUGCAGAUGAUGGUUCAAGAGCAGCUCUGGAGACGGUUAUCCAGAAAAUCCGUGAUGAAAUGAAGGAGACAGGGGCUGCUGCAUCAGUAAUUCCAAGCUCAAGGUACAAUGCUUUCCUCGGCGAGAUUCUGGAGCUUCUUCUCGUCCAAUCUCUGGCUUCCCCUGUUGAAAAAACAACCCAAAUCCACCCCCUUGCGAUGAGGCCGAAACACGACGAAGCAGCGGCAGAGUUCUUCCUGAUCGAGGAGAUUCGCAAGUACGUGAGGAUCAAACCGAACAGAUUGGGGAAGCAGAACUUCAUGGGAGCCAAUGGAACUUUCACCAGCAUCGGUCACGCCUGUUUCGCAAUGAAGCAGGAUCUGGAGGAGUACAUGGACUACGACGUGGGAGAGAUCUGCAAGGACGAUUGGAAGCUAGCUCAGAAGCUGAUGGUUCACGGUUGCGACCCCUUGCCACGGAGGAGGUGUUUCUCCAGAGCUCCACAGCUCUACAUCAAGCCGUUCCCCAUAACCGAAUCGCUGUGGAAGCUCCCCGACCAUCGAAACGUGCGGUGGAGCGGCUACAGGUGCAAGAACUUCACCUGCCUGGCGGCGAAUGGGACUCGAAAGGGCUUCUUCAAGUGUGCCGAUUGCUUCAACCUGACGCACCACGAGAUGCCCCGAUGGAUGGAGCUGAAGUUCGAUCCCCAGACGAAUCAGACAGCGGAUAUCCUCAUCUCGGACGUGCUGAGCAUCAAGCCAGGGGAGGUCAGGAUCGGGCUGGACUUCAGCGUCGGGACGGGGACGUUUGCAGCUCGGAUGAGGGAGUUCAACGUCACCAUUGCCACGGGGACCAUCAACCUCGGAGCGCCAUUCAACGAGAUGAUUGCUCUCAGGGGGCUGCUGCCGAUCUACCUGAGCAUAAACCAGCGGCUUCCGUUCUUCGACAACACGCUGGAUUUGAUACACACGACGAGGUUUCUCGACGGUUGGAUCGACUUUGUGCUGCUGGACUUCAUACUGUACGACUGGGACAGAGUUCUGAGGCCCGGAGGGUUGCUGUGGAUCGACAGCUUCUUCUGUUUGAAAGAGGAGCUGGAUGAUUACUUGGAGUCGUUCAAGAUGCUGAGGUACAGGAAACGGAGAUGGAUUGUGGUUCCGAAAGUGGACAAGGAUGAUCGAGAAGUGUUCUUCUCCGCUGUCCUGGAGAAGCCACCCAGACCCUUUUAGUUUUGGAGCAGUGUCUCAGACUCAGAAUGUGUGCUCUGUAGAUUCCGGGGUUCUUGUUUUCAUAUGUCACAAGUGUCACUGGUGCACAAACUUUCUCCUUUUCUGUUCGUAGUUCGUCAUCAACCAGUUAUACAUAUACUGUCUUUCCAUUGGAUUGGGCACAUGCUCCUAUUGCAGGUUGACAGAAAGGUUUGCAAUCAGCGACGGAUCUGGGAUAGGGUAGAGUACUGGGCCAUCUUUGAAGAAAGACGGAGAGGGUUGGACCGUAAUGUGAAAAAUACUAAAACGAAUAUAAAAAAUCGGAAAUUACAAGUGCUAUACUAGCUCGAAAUCCAGAGGAGGGCUGGGCCGCAGCCCGGGACGCCCCCUGGAUCCGCCGUUGUUUGCAAUGUGUAAUCAAUCAAUUUAAAUGUU
Molecule: messenger RNA, 2280 nt
Organism: Linum trigynum
Lineage: Eukaryota; Viridiplantae; Streptophyta; Magnoliopsida; Malpighiales; Linaceae
Source: the annotation of a GenBank genome assembly